Messenger RNA from Cryptotermes secundus, 2723 nucleotides. It is a transcript of the gene mfrn, whose product is annotated as mitoferrin-1. Gene Ontology annotation, cellular component: mitochondrial membrane. Gene Ontology annotation, molecular function: ferrous iron transmembrane transporter activity. The coding region runs from base 274 to 1431 and encodes 385 amino acids. Lineage: Eukaryota; Metazoa; Arthropoda; Insecta; Blattodea; Kalotermitidae. The record is from RefSeq and is a predicted model, not a curated record. The transcript is spliced from 4 exons. Gene Ontology annotation, biological process: iron import into the mitochondrion.
AACAUUGUUCACCGAGGAAGAUGAAUAGGCAAAAAUUUGCAUCAAACCGGCGGUGUCUCACAGAGUACGGGCCUGGCAAAGAGAACGUUUAUAUAACGAGCGUAAGCCUGUAGAACGUCGCGCUGAUGGUGUGUGUGUGGGGUGAUACUCAUUCUGAAUAUUGGACGUUAUUCUUGCAGUGAGGGUGUGUGGGAAUUAAUUUGUUAAAAAAGUGAUUACCAAGGACCUAUACAACUUUUCUAGUGAAGUGUCAGUAUUCGUAAACAGACUAUUAUGGACUUUGAUAAUGACUAUGAAACACUUCCUACCGAAAACGUACUGACCCAUAUGACGGCGGGUGCCGUUGCUGGUGUAAUGGAACAUUGCGUAAUGUACCCCUUGGAUUCUGUCAAGACGCGGAUGCAAAACUUGUCACCGUCACCAAAUGCUGCAUACAGAGGUGUGGGAGAAGCAUUGUUUCGUAUGGUAAAAAAUGAAGGAGUCCUACGGCCUGUACGUGGAAUGAGUGCUGUUGUGUUGGGUGCAGGACCUGCCCAUGCACUGUACUUCUCUUGUUAUGAGUACAUGAAAAACACCCUCACUCAAGGAACAACACGAUCAAAUCAUUUAGCAUAUGGUGCAGCCGGAUGCGUAGCAACCCUACUACAUGAUGCUAUAAUGAACCCAGCCGAAGUGGUGAAACAGCGAUUGCAGAUGUACAAUUCACCAUACAAAUCCCUUUUGGACUGCAUAGUGCAAGUGUACCGUUCGGAAGGUAUCCUUGCAUUCUAUCGCUCAUACACUACACAACUGACAAUGAAUGUUCCAUUCCAAAGUAUCCACUUCAUGACUUAUGAGUUUAUUCAGAACUUAACAAAUGAAGAGCGCCAGUAUAACCCCACUGCUCACAUGGUAUCUGGUGCCAUUGCUGGAGCAGUUGCUGCCGCAGUGACCACGCCCCUGGAUGUCUGCAAAACGCUACUAAACACGCAGCCUGAGAAGGGGCAAGGCACAGGUCUGAUCCAUGCUAUUCGGACAGUUUACAAGCUUGGAGGACCUUCAGGGUAUUUCCGUGGAAUACAUGCUCGUAUCCUGUAUCAGAUGCCGUCAACGGCAAUAUGUUGGUCCAUGUACGAGUUCUUUAAGUACAUGCUGUCAUCUCGUGCUGGGGAACAGGGUGACUCUGCAUUGAGGCUGGUGGUUCCCCAGGCAGCAUUAAUUGUUGAUGCUACCACUGGUGAUGAGCAGCGUCAGGACACCAGGGCAAGUGGAGAUGCAUGGGACGGUUGGUGCACCACAGGAGGAAUGUCGGGUCCUGUGAAGACACCAAGAGAGCUUCCAUCUGUAUCUGGAGUCGGGCUUUAUGGGGCUUUAUCCUUUAAUACAGUCCAUAAUGCAGAUAGCAAGUUGUCGAAGGGAAAUGCUGCUUUGCUUGAGAUCAGCCAUAGUUGAAUGUCUGAUUCCUGAAGGUAAAGCUUAUGCUGGAAUGGCCAGUAAGUGCCGAUGAUGAAUGCAAAUGUGGAGAAGUCACUUUUUAAAUACGAGUAUCACUUAAUGAAGUGUCACUACUCUAGGAAGCAGUAGUCUAGCACUGUUGCUAAUUUACUUUGACUCACAUAAUAUUUGGUCCAUCUCCAGCACUUCAGAACGGACAUGUCUACUUGCUUGGGAAGGUGGGUCCGCAAGAAAUGCGAUUUCUCCAUGUCCACUGUAUGCCUGGCACUUGCUGGAUUCCUUCAUUAAGCAUUCCCUUACUCUUGUGGGUACAAAAUGAAAAAUACAAAUACGUAUGAAAACGAACACAUGGUUUUACCUACGAAAAUGAAAAUAAGAAAGCGCUAAAGCAUCUUUGGGAAAGUGAUAACUAUAUAUUUCUGAAGGAUGUGGGGGUUUUCAGCCCAUGUGACACAGAUGGAGGCAUGGAAUUAAAGAAUUAGCCAGAAAUGUAACAUUGUAGCCCCUCUCCGUUUGUCUAAUCACCUUUAAUUAUUGACUGAAGUAUGUGGUUGAGUUCUUCUAUUCAGUCUUAAAGAUAUUAUAAUGCAGGGUAAUAGAUUUAUCAUUUUACUUUCUGUACAGACCUGAAGACAUGAAUCUGUGAUAGACAUUUCUGGAACUGUCAUCUCGUCCCAUGUAUACAUAUUAAUUUCCAAACCAUGAUAAUUACAAAACUUGUCCACAUUGUUGUGUUUAGAAUAUAGCAUAAUGUUUUCAAAUUGUGAGAGUAUAUUUAAAGGUUUUAAUUCUGAAGAGAAAUUUUGUAAGGUUAUGGGGGUUUUGUUUUUGGGGGGGGGGCUAAUAUUGCAGUAUUCAGGAUCGUACAGUCUGUAUAACAUUGGCUGUUAGGAUGAUUGGUGAUAGGUGGAAUGGCCUAAUGUAGGUACUAUCCCAGAAUUUGCCUGGAGGGAAUGGUGAAAACAAGAAAGAAUUCACAGAGCUGUGUCUAAGCUGAGAUUUGAACCAAGGACUUCCUCAUCAUGAGUCUAGAUCUUAUUUAUAAUUAGAUUUAACUACAGAAGUUGGAAAAUAAAGUACUUGGCGUUUUGUAACAUGUGCCAUAUUCUUUUGUGGCUAAAUUUUGUAUUCUGGGCUUUCAAAGAAAAUGCUAUGUUCGGAUUGAUAUUUUUCACAUUAUUUAGAGUGGGAACUUAAGUAACAUAGUACUGUUGGGUCAUAAUGCUGUUAUCUUCAGUUUUAAGAAGUAAUGUUCAUAGUAAGUAGAGGUAAGGCUAUCCCUGUAACAG